Molecule: messenger RNA, 965 nt
Organism: Drosophila grimshawi
Lineage: Eukaryota; Metazoa; Arthropoda; Insecta; Diptera; Drosophilidae
Gene: COX4L
Product: cytochrome c oxidase subunit 4 isoform 1, mitochondrial
Exons: 2
Coding region: 176-727 (183 amino acids)
Biological process (GO): mitochondrial electron transport, cytochrome c to oxygen
Source: RefSeq, a predicted model, not a curated record
GAAUUAUAUGCCUGCAUCUAAAACACAGGCAUAAAUUCGAAACAAACAAAAAGAAACCAAAAUACGAAAAAAAAAAAGAUUCAGCAAAUUGCUAACAAAUUGUGGGACGACGUCGACGACGAGGACGACGACCUAGAUUCAGCCAACAGACAAAGCCACCCACUUCUACGGCAGGAUGAACUUGUUACGUUUCGCCGGCGUGCGUCUGCCGGGUGCGGGAAGAGGGACUGAUCGGGUCUCGACUAUAUCGCGCCGCUUUACCCAUCACGACGCCACUCGAGCCAUGGGCGGCGGACGUGAGUUGGUUGGUUAUGGCAUCAAUGGCACGCCCUGUUAUAUUGAUUGUGCCGACUUUCCAUUUCCGGCAAUUCGCUAUCGCGUGGUGGACUCUGCGAUCUGUGCACUGCGCGAAAAAGAGCUGGGCGAUUGGAAGAAGCUAACGCUGCCAGAUAAGAAGUUGCUAUAUCGUCACAGUUUCUGUCAGACAUAUGCCGAGUUUCAGCAUUUCACGCCCGAGUGGAAGCUGGCCGUUGGCAUCGGUCUGUGGUCGACGGCGAUUGCAAUUCUCAUCGCUUUGAUAAUCAAUUCGGCCGGAUAUGAUGAAUAUCCGGAGACGUUCCAAGAGGAGCGCCGCCAGGCGCAACUACGUCGCAUUAUACACCUGCAAAUCGAGCCAAUUACUGGACUCUCCUCCAAAUGGGAUUACUCACAGAACAAGUGGAAGUAAGCCAUCCACCUGCUAAUACAACGAAUUGAAUUGAAUGGAAUGCUCUUGCACAGUAACAUUAUCCAGAUAUAGAUAUAUGUAUAGAUAUAGAUAUAUAUAUAGAUAUUUAUACACCUACAACACUUACACCAGCAUGUUGAGCUCUGCGCUCAUUUGACACCAAUUUACUCGGACAUUUGUCUUAGAUUAAAUUUCAUGGCAAUUUCAUUGCGAGCAUUAAAUAUUAAAUUUAAAUGUA